AUGCGGGCCAGCGUCUCCACUUCAAGAGCGGGCAGCCGCCUCCUGCAGCAAAGAUUGUCAACUCUCAUUUUGCAAUCUCCACGAGCUGCCGUUGCUGCCGCUUCAACCGUCGCCCUUCGCCCUGCUGCUCUUUCCAGCUCCCAGCCUUCGAGCUCUCGACUAUCGCUCCACACGUCAGCUCAUCUCGCACAAGCAGCUCCCGCUGAGCCAGCAGCAGCGCGCGCAGCAGAGACCCAAGAAGUCGCCAGAUGGAAGCCAACCUCGCAGCGUGUCGGUCUCAUCGCCGUCAAACGUGGUAUGACUUCCUUCUUCUUGCCCAACGGUGAACGUAUUCCGGCCACUAUCCUGCAGGUCCACUCCAAUCAGGUCUCGGCCCACAUCGGUUUUGGUGCCGAGGUCAACGACUCUACCUACACAGCACUUCAGGUCGCCGCCGUCGACACAAAAACGAGAUUACACGUCACAAAGCAGAUCCGGGGUCAUCUCAGGAAGGCCGGCAUCAAGAGCGGCAAAAAGAUCAUUCGCGAGUUUCCCGUCAGCUCUGAUGCCAUCGUACCGCUCGGGACUAAGCUGUCCGCAGUUCACUUUGUUCCCGGCCAGUCCGUCGAUGUCCGCGCUAUCACACGAGGUCACGGUUUUCAGGGUGCCAUGAAGCGUCACGGCUUUCACGGUCUGAGAGCAUCGCACGGUGUCUCCAUCUCGCACAGAAGUCACGGUUCCACCGGUGCCAACCAGGAUCCCGGUCGUGUCUGGCCAGGUACCAAGAUGGCAGGUCGCAUGGGAGGAAACAAGCACGGUACCAUUCACAAUCUGCUCGUUGUGCGUGUCGAUGCGGAGAAAGAGCUCAUCUACGUCAAGGGCAAUGUGCCAGGACCUAAAGGUGGCGAUGUGACACUGCAGGAUGCACGACGACCUAGCUGGAAGGGUCAGAAGAUGUUCAGGAGAGGUCGUUUGCCCACGGGGGAGGCGCUCUCUGGAAAGGAGCCCGAUUCAAUUUACUUGGCGCCAGGUGUUGACAAGCUUCCAUUCCCUGCGGGUACCAAGACUAUCGCAGACAAGCUUCCUGCUGUUGUUGAAAUUGGCUUGACACAGCUUGACUCGGUCAACAAGGCAUGA
Molecule: messenger RNA, 1116 nt
Organism: Ustilago hordei
Lineage: Eukaryota; Fungi; Basidiomycota; Ustilaginomycetes; Ustilaginales; Ustilaginaceae
Exons: 1
Coding region: 1-1116 (371 amino acids)
Biological process (GO): translation
Cellular component (GO): ribosome; mitochondrial large ribosomal subunit
Molecular function (GO): structural constituent of ribosome
Source: RefSeq, a predicted model, not a curated record